GCAGCGGAGGAGCCACGCGCGCUGAGCCACCACUGCCCGACACUUAUUGGCAACAUUCUUUUAAUUACAGGAUUUAGGCACCGUUAUAUAUAUUUUUAUAUAUAUAGAGAGAAGAAGAAAAGAGAAGAAAAAAAAAGAUAGAGCUUCCCGAUAUGGUUUCUCCGCCUGCCUCUGUCGUCGAGCGGGACGCCGGUGAAUAACUAGCCCGCCGCGGUCCCCCGCCGGGCGGCCGACUUGAGGAACUCUGGUCGAAGUCAGCGGACAAGAGGACCAGCGGGUUUGUGUUUGAUGGGAAAUGAAUGUGACCGGGAAGCAGCAACCUGAGCUGACCGAGCGACCCGCCAGCCUUUCGGUUACAACUUCGACAAAAUCUGGAAUUGCUCUGCUGUACAAUGAGGAGACCAACAAUACCUACGACGUCUGCCUGAAAUUGACCAAAGAGGUAUUAACCAUACAGAAGCUGGACGUGGUUUGCACGAGUGAAAGUGAAUCCCCCGUAAAUCACAGAACUGUUGUACUGCGAAGACAGGCGACUGGCGGUCUGGGCUUAAGCAUCAAAGGAGGUGCAGAGCACAACGUGCCUGUGGUUAUUUCAAAGAUUUUCAAAGACCAAGUAGCCGAUCAGACGGGGACGCUAUUCGUCGGGGACGCCGUGCUGCAGGUGAAUGGCAUAAAUGUGGAGCCCUGCACACACAAGGAAGUUGUUCACCUCCUGCGCACUGCAGGAGAUGAGGUCACCAUCACCGUUCGCUACCUGCGAGAAGUUCCAUCAUUUCUAAAACUGCCUCUAGGUUCUCCCGGGCCGUCCACUGACCACAGCCGAGUGUCCUCGCCCCUCUUUGACAGCGGCUUACAUCUAAAUGGAAACAACGCAGCUCCAUCACCCCCUUCGCCCUCAGCUAAUGAGCCAAAGUAUGAGAAGCGCUGGCUGGACGCCGUCUCCCUACCCUUGUUGAUGGCCAGAGUCUCCAGAUACAACGCUGGCACGGAUCAAUUAAGGUCCAACUGUUUUGAAGUCUUCGCCUUGGAUGGCGCCAGCACCAAUAUUCUUCAAUUUUGCACUGCUGCAGAAAGCACCGACUGGCUCCAAGCAAUAUCUACAAAUAUCAAUGACUUGACACGGGAGAACAUAAAGAUCAUCAACAAGUACUGCUCUUCAGAUGAUCAGAUUGUUCACAUGGGCUGGGCCUGUGAAAGCCCCGAGGACAGCGCCGCUGGUAGAACCUCAGCAUUCAAGUACCUGGCACUGAGAGGACCAUAUUUUAAUAUCUUCAGCAGCCCACCGAUCGGUGCCGGUGACUGGGGACAAGCAGAAACAACAUAUAACCUCUGUGAGGUUCUUUUCAAGGUCCACAAGCUGUGGAUGGCCGAGGAUUGCUGGCUCCAGGCGAGGCUCUACUUGGGGCUGGAGCACUCGCCCGAGCAGCAGGACGUCGAGUCCCUGUGCUUCAGUAUUCUGGUCGGGCACGGCCAGAGCCACACCUUCAGGGUAGAGCUGGCUACGGACCUGGCUAUCUGGGAGAAGUCCUUCCAGAGAGCUGUCUUCUGGGAGGUGCAGCGAAUACGAUCCAAAAGCUACAUGUGCAGCAGCCUGGGGAAUGUGCUGUGCUUCACCAUAGAUUUUGGAUCAGGGUUCACCUGCUCAGAAGGCAAUGCAAAGACCGCACUGUGGCGAUAUAAGUUCUCUCAACUUAAAGGCUCCUCCGAUGACGGGAAAACCAGGGUGAAACUCCUCUUCAAGAAUGCUGAAAGCAACCAAAUAGAGAUGAAGGAACUGGAGUUUGCUAAUCUAACAGCCGUCCUUCACUGUAUACAUUCUUUUAUUGCUGCCAAAGUGGCCUCCAUGGACCCUCUCUUUAUGUGCAGUCAAAGCCCACCUGGAAAUUACAUGAACACUUAAGAAGACAUGUCCUCAUUGUCAUGUAUGUGGUAAAUAUCAGCAGUAUUUUAUUUUCUGCACAGAGCCAAUUGAUAUGUAUAUAUUGUUCUUGCUAUUUUUGUAUGGACUACUGAAAAUAAUAAAUAUUUGUAAAAGAUUGUACAAGUAGAUAAUGUAUGAAUUAAUUGUGUAAUGAAUAUGUUAUUUAAUUUGUAAGAAAAUCCAAACGGAUGAACAGUUUUUCCUUUCCUUUAACAUUGUUAUGCUCAUUACAUUAUGGAAUCUCUGCUUGUCGCGUUGAAAGGCAGCGUCCGUGCUGCCAUAUGGUGUAGAACUGCCAUACGUUUGACAACAGGACAUGAAUCGCUAAACAGAGAAGCUGCCACUAAUCUCAGCUGGUGCUGUAUCUAUGAAGAAUAAUGAUAACGGACAUAAUGAAUCUGAUGCUGGCUUACUGUCAUGGAGGGGGGAUUCAAAUUUGUGACAGACUUUUGACAAAGAUUUUCUUUACUCCAAAUUCACAGUUGAACAGUAAUGACAACCUUUCUUUGUUCCCAGUUCCUCUGGUUUGCUUUCCUUCAUGUUUCAUAUCUGUGAACACAAACACCACAAUACAAUGCAGCUAAAUUGGCCUCCAAAUCUCUCUGAUUAAAUUGUAUGAUGUUUGUGCUAAUGUGACCAUUGUUUUCUAUCAAAUAAAGGCAAAAGUUUCAAAUUA
Molecule: messenger RNA, 2597 nt
Organism: Cyclopterus lumpus (lumpfish)
Lineage: Eukaryota; Metazoa; Chordata; Actinopteri; Perciformes; Cyclopteridae
Gene: sntg2
Product: syntrophin, gamma 2
Exons: 17
Coding region: 296-1900 (534 amino acids)
Cellular component (GO): dystrophin-associated glycoprotein complex; intracellular anatomical structure
Molecular function (GO): protein binding; structural molecule activity
Source: RefSeq, a predicted model, not a curated record